Molecule: messenger RNA, 2455 nt
Organism: Sycon ciliatum
Lineage: Eukaryota; Metazoa; Porifera; Calcarea; Leucosolenida; Sycettidae
Product: E3 SUMO-protein ligase ZBED1-like
Exons: 2
Coding region: 103-2115 (670 amino acids)
Biological process (GO): regulation of transcription by RNA polymerase II
Cellular component (GO): nucleus
Molecular function (GO): DNA binding; protein dimerization activity
Source: RefSeq, a predicted model, not a curated record
GUAUGUGCAGUAGGGUGGCCUUGUACUGGCAGCAGCUCUACGCAGUAGAUCUACCAGUGCUAGGGAGCCCUCGAGGGCCUCCGCGUUGUACCCGUACACUGCAUGCAUGCUUGCGACAAAUUUUAUCGAGUGCAGUGGUUUCGUAGUUUCAUCUUGGAAAGACUUCGGAAAGACUUCGGAAUGGCGUCCAGAACGAAGCGUUCUCCGAUUUGGGAGUUCUUCAACGAUCCAGUAGAUAAAAAAGUUGAGUGUAAGCAAUGCGAGAAGAAGCUUGUCUACACUGGUGGAACGACAGCCAUGCGCGAGCAUAUGAAGCGCGCUCACCCGCUCCUUUUCGGUAGAUGUGACGGUGAGAAGUCGUCGGCAAAGCAGUCAUCGAUGCUGCAGCACGUUGCUGUGAAGCCCGCGGCAAAGCAAAUGUCUGCGUCGACUGCCAAAGAAAUCACCGGCAGUCUGACUGACUGGCUUGUUCGUGAUCUACGGCCGUUGUCGAUCGUCGACGAUGUCGGGUUCCGUGACCUGAUGGGACGGGUAUCGCCCGGUUACGUGAUUCCGUCGAGGACUCACGUCUCCAAGCUGAUCGGGCAGCGCCACACCACUGGUCUCUCUGCCCUUACGAGUCGAUUGAAGUCCGUCUCUGGCUGCUGUCUAACGACGGACGCCUGGACAUCGAAGGCUACGCAGUCGUACAACACUGUAACUGUGCACUUCGUGACCGAAACUUGGGAAUUGGAGAGCGCUGUUGUCGAGACUGCUCUCUUUCCAGGCUCCCACACCGGCGUGAGGAUCGCGGAAAAGGUAUCGGAUGCAACGAAGAGAGUGGGACUCAAGCCUGCUCAGGUAAUUGCAGUGGUGCACGACGAAGCGAGAAAUGCGGAGCUUGCUGGUCGACACCUACUCCAAGAUCAUGGCUGGGAGUCAGUGACCUGUUCUGCCCAUCUCCUUCAAACGUGCGUGCGACAUGUGCUUGAAGAUUCAGCUCCUGCACAGAAAUUGUUGAGUGCUGCCAGGAAGUUGGUUGGGCACUUUCGCCAUAGCAGUCAAGCAACAGAGGCUUUGCUUGCAAAGCAGGUCCAGAUGGGGAGCACAUCACCUGUAAAACUGACCCAGGAUGUGCCUACGCGUUGGAACUCUGCACAUGACAUGCUGAAACGUCUGGUUGAGCUACGACUGCCCGUCAUGGCUGUACUGACUGCUCCAGGCCAAAAUCGGAACUUGCUCUUGAAGGAUACCCAGUGGACACUAGCCGAGCAGCUGACAGCAGCCCUGGAACCACUGAAAGCAACUACAACAGUAUUCGGCGGCCAGAAGUAUGUCACCUCUUCUCUCGUGCUGCCUGUUGUGGCCAGUCUUAUCGAGAGGUACUCUGAGCCUGUGGAGGACACCUGUGUUCGUGCUGUGGAGAACAUUCGUGCUGCACUUGUGUCAGAGUUGCAGGUUAAAUUCCGUCUGUCAGACGUGACAUCGGCAUCCCCCCUCGUGCUCGCUGCAGCUUUGGAUCCCAGGUUCCGUGGCCUAAAGUUCACGUCCCAUGUCCUGUGUGAGCCGGAUGCUAUCAAGGCUGCACUAGCUGAGGAGAUGAAGAAGCACACCGCUCAACCACCUUCUGUUGUCGCGCAGGAACCGCAAGCCAAGCGCAAGCCCGAGGACACAGGCCUUCAAGCUCUGCUGCAUGGAGCCGUGUACGAUGCCACAGCUGUGGAGAAUGAAUCGCCUGCCCAGGAAGUAGCACGGUACUGCAGUGAGAGGAUGGAGGGCAUUGAGAUCAAACCUCUGGAUUGGUGGAAGUGCAAUUCCACCAGGUUUCCUGGUCUUGCUGUCCUGGCUCAGAGGUAUCUCUCUAUCACAGCUACAUCAGUACCGGCUGAGCGUGUGUUCUCUGCUUGUGGCGUUCUUGUCAACAAACUUCGCUCGUCCCUGGCACCAUCAUCCAUUGACGCUAUGAUCUUCUUGGCGAAAAACCAAAUCACAGUUGCACCAGAGCAAGCCGAGGAGGAGGAGGAAAUGCCAGCGAUGCCUAACCUGGCUGCCGUGGAGUGCCAGCUUGUUGUCAGUGGCUCAGAUUCAGAGCUAUCUGGGACCAGCACUGACUCUGAUUCUGAUGCCUCUGAGUGACACGUAUAAUUAUGAACACUGAAUAGUACACUAUGUGAGUAUACUAGAUUUGCUUGAAGUUGUAGUCACUUACCGCCAGUCUCUCAGAAUUCUCUUUACGUCUUCCAUUCGUCCCUUCGCCCCAUUAUACCGUCACAGCUGCUGCCUGCACCGCGCAUUUCAAACUUGAUCCUCUUGACAUAUAGCAGCCACCAUAUCCGGUCGUUUGAAAAAGUGCUUGAAAAAUGUGAAAAAUCGGCGUGUUGGAUAAUAUUAUAUUGCAGCUCGUUAAAGGUUAUAAUCGUUAGAUCGAUCGUUAAGCAAACGAGUAAUCGGUAUGCAAAAUUUUGCGAUCGUUUCA